Molecule: messenger RNA, 10390 nt
Organism: Dunckerocampus dactyliophorus (ringed pipefish)
Lineage: Eukaryota; Metazoa; Chordata; Actinopteri; Syngnathiformes; Syngnathidae
Product: roundabout homolog 2-like
Exons: 29
Coding region: 962-5170 (1402 amino acids)
Biological process (GO): cell-cell adhesion; axon guidance
Cellular component (GO): axon; plasma membrane
Molecular function (GO): protein binding
Source: RefSeq, a predicted model, not a curated record
UAAACGAUGAAAUCUUGAAUGGAGCUCUUCAGUUUUUCAAAUUCAGUAGAAUAGAUUCUCAGCUGCGUAACCUCUGGUUCCAUAUAUUCAUGACUGUAUAGAUCCACAAAGGGGACUACUCCCAUGCCUCUAAACUCACAAACCACCAGGCGUCCCCCGUCAAGAUGCAGACUCUUUUUCCUGAACACCGCCAUUUUUUUUCGAACAAUCACUCAUAGUUUGACUCAAACACCCCUCGUUAUAUAAGACAUCUCACACAUUUCCACACCCCCAACACGUUCGCCACGCCCAUCAACGCCCUUUAAGAUAUUACUCACGUUCUAAAGUAAAUAACAAAGUCACGCCUCCUUCCUUUACCCCCACCUCCUCAGCCCAUGACCUUUAUCGGCCGGUUGGGGGGAGUGUUCUAGAUGUAGGAGGGAGUGGCCUAGAUGGGUCAUUUGUACUUUGCUAUUGAAGAAACAAGGCUGGUGGAUGGACGGCUGACAGGGCAGCGGCGUGGAGAAGGAGGGGCUGUGCGAGCUGCUGCACGGUGCCGCUUCCCACCUCCUCCUCCACAACCCCAUCACCACUUCUCGUCCCGCCACAUGGCGACGGGUGCCCUUUCUUUCCCUGGGACGCAAUAAAAGUACCGGUGGCUAGGAGCAUGUAGCGGGGUCCCGGUCGGAGCCGCGUCGGGCGUCGCUGGUGUCGACGGCAGAGAGAACGCAAACGUUCGGGCAGCUCACUCGGUGCGCUUUCUUUCACCGGAGAGCAUAUGAACGUCAGCCUUGCUGGCUUGCUUUCCCCGCCUGAAGCGAGUGCCUUGGUGGCUUUGCUUGACUAACUUGAACGUGAAGACAUUUCACAAAGUGGCAAAAGGUGAGGACAGGCAUUGAUUGAUGAAUUGAUCGCCUUUUUCCCCCGCUCGAGGAGGAGGAAUUCGUACGCCUGCUGAAGCUGAAGGGGCCAAUAUGCCAGGAUGGGUCCUCUACAGUAUUUCUUUCUCUGUGGACUUCUAUACACCAAAAUAAGCACCGGUUCUCGCCUUCGCCAGGAAGACUCCCCUCCUCGCAUUGUCGAGCACCCCUCUGACCUCAUUGUGUCCAAGGGGGAGCCGGCCACUCUCAACUGUAAGGCUGAGGGCCGGCCAGCCCCUACGGUGGAAUGGUACAAGGACGGGGAGCGCGUCGAGACAGACCGCGACAACCUCCGCUCGCACCGCAUGCUGCUGCCCAGCGGGUCCCUCUUCUUCCUCCGCAUCGUCCACGGACGGAGGAGCAAGCCCGACGAUGGCAGCUACGUGUGCGUGGCCCGCAACUAUCUGGGAGAGGCCGUGAGCAGGAACGCAUCUCUGGAAGUGGCACUGUUACGAGAUGACUUCAGACAGAAUCCACAGGAUGUGGUGGUGGCCAUCGGGGAGACCGCUAUUCUGGAAUGCCAGCCUCCGCGAGGGCAUCCUGAGCCCACCACCUUCUGGAGGAAAGACAAGGCUCGCCUCGAUCUCAAAGAUGACAGGAUCACGGUCCGUGGAGGAAAGCUGACCAUCUCCAACACAAAAAAGAGCGAUGUAGGGAUUUAUGUGUGCGUGGCCGCCAACAUGGUCGGGGAGCGAGAGAGUGAAAAGGCUCAACUCUCCGUGUUUGAGAGGCCGGUGUUUGUGCAGCGGCCUGUGAACCAGGUGGUCUUAGUUGAUGAAAGCGUGGAGUUCAGGUGCCAGGUCCACGGUGACCCACCUCCCACACUCCGUUGGAAAAAGGAGGACGUGGAUAUUCCCCGUGGCAGAUAUGACAUCCGAUAUGAAAAAGAGGAUUUCUUGCUGAAGAUAAAGAAAGCAGCCGUCAGUGAUCAGGGGACCUUCACCUGUCUGGCAGAGAACCGUGUGGGCAAAGUAGAGGCGUCGGCUUAUCUGACUAUCAGAGCUCGCCCUGUCGAGGCGCCGCAGUUUGUGGUGCGACCACGUGACCAGAUUGUGGCUCAAGGACGAACAGCGACCUUUCCCUGCGAGACCAGAGGCAAACCUCAGCCGACUGUUUUCUGGCAGCGUGACGGCAGCCAGGAUCUGCUGUUCCCCAGCCAGCCAACACUGGGCGACAGUCGUGUGUCUGUGUCCGUGAAUGGAGAGUUGACCAUUUCAUCAGUGCAGCGCUCAGACGCAGGCUAUUAUAUCUGCCAGGCCCUCACCGUAGCAGGCAGCAUCAUGGCCAAAGCCCAGCUGGAGGUGGCAGACGCACUGAAGGACCGCCCACCGCCAAUCAUCCGUCAGGGCCCCUACAACCAAACACAGGCAUUAGGGGGCGUGACUGUGCUCAGGUGUCAGGCUUCGGGGGAACCACAGCCCACCAUUACCUGGAGAAAGAACGGGGUCGGACUGCUUGGAAAAGACCCGCGCUUUUCCCUGCUGGAGCACGGCAGCCUGCAGAUCCAGAGUGCCAAGCUAUCGGAUUCUGGUCUGUACACGUGUGUGGCUACCAGCUCCAGUGGAGAAACGUCAUGGAGCGCUUACUUGGAUAUCACAGACUCUGGUGACCCCACAGACUUGGUGUCUAACAACCUGACAGCCCUGCCAGGACCUCCCUCCAAGCCAGAGGUCACGGACGUCACCAAGAGCAGCAUUUCGUUGUCAUGGGAACCCGGGCCAGAGGCGGGCUCCCCAGUGUCCUCGUAUGUCAUUGAAGCCUUUGGUCAGUCAGUAAGUAACAGCUGGCAGACGGUAGCAGACCAUGUGAAGACCGCCGAGUUCACCGUCGGGGACCUCCGACCCAAUACUGUCUACCUGUUCAUUAUCAGGGCGGUCAAUGUUCAAGGGCUAGGAGACCCGAGCCCCAUGUCUGAGCCAGUCCGGACACAAGACAUCAGUCCCACAGCACAGGGAGUGGACCACCGUCAUGUACAGAAGGAGUUGGGGGACGUGGUGGUCAGCAUGCACAACCCCGUAGUUCUCAAUUCCACUUCUGUGCAGGUCACUUGGACUGUGGACAAUCCAUCCCGGUUUAUUCAAGGCUACCGUGUCCUUUAUCGGCAGACGUCAGGACUGCCCUCCCCGGGACCGUGGCAGAUACAGGACUUAAAAGUCUCCUCGCAGAGGGACAUGACUCUUAUGGGACUGAAGAAAGGAAUCGUCUAUGAGAUUAAAGUGCGACCAUACUUUAAUGAGUUCCAGGGUGCAGACAGUGAGUCCAUGACAGCAAGGACUAUGGAGGAAGCCCCCAGUGCGCCCCCACAGCAAGUUGCGGUGUUGCCUGUCGGGACCAGCAAUAGCACCUCCAUCAGCGUGUCAUGGGACCCUCCGCCCGCCGACCAACAGAAUGGCAUCAUCCAGGAAUACAAGAUCUGGUGUUUGGCAAACGAAACCCGGUUCCAUGUCAAUAAGUCUGUGGACGCAACCAUCCGUUCAGUGGUCGUCGGGGGUCUGCAGGCUGGAACGCAGUACCGCGUGGAGGUGGCUGCAGGCACCAGCGCAGGAGUGGGGGUCAGGAGCGCCCCCCAGCUCAUCACCUUGGGUGCGGAGCAGAGGGACGUCAUGACGGGUUCGGAGGGCAACAAUAGCAUCUCAGACGUGGUGAAACAGCCGGCCUUCAUUGCCGGCCUGGGCGGAGCGUGCUGGAUCGUCCUGAUGGGCUUCAGCGCGUGGCUGUACUGGAGGAGGAAGAAGAGGAAAGGACUCAGCAACUACGCAGUCCAGUCCUUCACGUUCACCCGUGCAGUCACAUUCCAGAGAGACCGAGGCCUGAUCAGAAACGGAAGUCGUCCAGGGCUGCUGAAGGCGGGUGACCCCGGUCUACCCUGGCUGGCGGACUCAUGGCCCUCCACCAGCCUCCCAGCAAACGGAGGAUUGGGGAGUCCGAAGGGCGGCGGUAACUUUGGCCGAGGAGAUGUAUUACCGGCGGCGGCGGUGGAGAAGACGGGCACCAUGCUGUCAGACGGUGCCAUCUACAGCAGUAUCGACUUCAUGGGCAAGGGAGGCUACGGCAGCCCCGUGCAAGACAGCCAGCCCACCCCCUACGCCACCACCCAGAUACUCCAGUCCAACAGCUUCCACGAGCUCGCUGUAGACAGGCCAGAUCCCCGCUGGAAGGCCUCUCUGCAGGCACAGCAGGAAAUAGCCAACCUGGGCUACUCGCUAACGGAUAGACGCCCUGCCACCGGUGCAAAGCUCGGGAAGAAAAAGAAGGUGAAGGGUGGAACAAAGAGCUCUAAAUCGAAUGGGACAUGUUGGGCUAACAUGCCCCUGCCUCCACCACCCAUGCACCCUCUGCCUGGUACUGAGGUUGACCUUGACCGCUACCCUCAGGAAAGCCACGGAGGAGGAUAUGACAACAACAGUUGGGCCCCGCCUCUCUCGCUUCAGUCCUACCACCACCAGAGUUUGGACGAUGAUGUAGAAGAUGAGAGGGGUCCCACUCCUCCUCUAAGAGGAAGAACGUCCUCGCCGGCAACAGCAGCAGGUCCUUACAAGCAGCCUUCAUCGUCCUCGCUCAGCUCCGCCCACCAUGAGGAAAUGCAGUCUAUUCUGCAGGCCCAUUUGGAUGAGCUGACCAGGGCUUACCAGUACGAAGUAGCCAAACAAGCCUGGCACAUGAAGAGCAAUUCAAGCACGGCCAACACCGCCAUGCCUCCCAUGGACUUCAUGUCUUCUACGCUGGGCUCCGAUUUGGGAGACACUCGCCUCUCUGAAGAUGAGGAGGAAGAACGAUACGCUGUGGUGUCGAAGAAUUUAUGCGGCUUUGACUACUCCCCUGGACACACACUGGACAAUCUCGAGGUCUCAGGUAAAGGCUCCCCGUCGUGUCGCUCGGACAGCUCUGGCACAGCAGAUCGUGGCCCGCAGAAUACGCACAGCCUUGGCCACAAGAGGGCGCAACUAGCUGGUCUCAAACCCCAGACGGGUAAGAUCGGAACGCUGCCCAGAAGAAAAGACAACAACACGGAAGCCCACGCACCCGCAGUGAAGAGCCUUCACAGCAGCGGGUCCCGCAUGAACAGCUCGUGGGCGAGCACGGCCUCGGAUCACUCUGAGGAGUGCAUGGUGACUGUUUCCACGCUGGAGCGGCAGCAUAUGACUUCCUGGGGCGCCACGCCAGCACCCAACAGGGCCACGUUGAGUCAGGCGUCCCACAACAGACCUGGCACAGAAGCCUCCCACAACGGCAAACUUCUCACAAACAGCACAGAGAAAAGGGAUCACUAGUCCUUUGACGCUUCUUCGCCUGCAUUUGCUGCCUGUCCCGGGACACCUUGUGUCUAAGUGCUUUGAGAGGUGGUCCCUUGGCGAGUGACCGGGAAGGAUGGACGGGGGAAGCUGGGGAAGGAGACGGAAUGAAGUCAGAGCAACAUGCCAAUGAACAUGUGGAGCUGUAAAUGUGUACAGGACACAGACACCAGUCUCACCAGUGUUUCCUUCAUAGCGCCCACCCCCUUCUUCAAACGUGUAAACAUGCUGUAUGACCACUUCUACUCUCUAUCACUACUUGCUGUACGACGAUUCACACAAAGGAAGAAAAAUGGACUCAGAGGACUUGCAAAAUGUGUAAAUAUAUUUUCUAGCUUAUUUUUUCUUUUGCUUUGCUAUGCAAGCUUUCUUGUCUCUUUGGUGAUUUAUGACAGUCAGUCACUUUUCAUUGACGCGCCAACCAUUUGCUUAUUUCGAUGACGCUACCGUAUUGUCGUACUUUGCACUUUGAGUGUUUUGGUGAAAAUAAGCACAAAUCCAUGGAAGAGCAGAAGCAUCACGGCGAGGGUGCUCGUUCACUGGGCGGUGCUGCCAUCCGUUUCAAAAUCAUCCCAUAUGUGGAGCGCUGAAUAGGGAGCAACGCAGGAUGGGAAAUACGCCCGCAGGCUGCGUUGGAUGCUCCGUGCUGGGAGUUCUGUGAUGGAUUCUGCUAACGACGACUCCUUGCAGAGGGUUACACUUCCAAGCGACACAUCACAGCAAAGACUUUGCUUUCACUGCCCAUCCUUUAAAGGAAAAGUGCACGUUUUGACACGUCUUUCCCUUUUCUGUGCGUUCUAAAGAUACAAAAACAGCUAAAAAGCGGCAGCUAAGAAUGCACGUAAGGGGACGCACCUGUCCCGACUAUAAAGCCUUCUGAGAAAACCUCCGAAAACCGUCAACAACGCUCCAUUUAUAUGACGUGACCUGCAUGUGAGCCAAACCACAGCAACAUUGUUAUUAUUAUUGUUUUGUUAUUGUACUAUGUAUUCUUUAGUAAUCAGCAGGAGAACAUAGGUAAGUUUCAGGGAAAUAUCAGUUCCCAACUAAAACAGGGAGAAAACAAGCUUGUUGUGAAAAGAUACAUUUAUAGCAUAACUUUCACUUUGACACUUUUGUGACAGCUCAAAUAUCUAAACAACUAUACCACAACACAAAAAUGGUUGUUUUUCAUGAAAAUACCAAUUAAUUUACAAAUAUAACACCAUGAACUAUUUACAAUUUUCACAUUUGGAAUUUAACUGUGUGCGCGCACGUGCAGGCGUGUGCACGCGUUAAGAUGUCCCUGCGAUGCGUAACCUUCUGCACGCUACGUUCCUCCACGCUCUCCCACUCCCUCCUUGCUGUCGAGUGUGUUUUUCCAUGCAAAAGAUCCAUACCGAGCUCUUAUCAAAUGCACUUCAGCCACCUUGUGACAUUCAUUUGUGUGCAGUUUUGCCUCUCACGCAAAACAACUUAAAAGACAUAUAAACACGUUGUUGGGGUCGGUCGUUCAGGAUUAUAAAAAUCCUUGUUACACCCUAGUUCCCAAAAUACUACAAGUAUGACAUGUUAUCAUGAAAGUACCUGGUACUACACGCUCACAGCAUGGAUAGAAAACCACUAAACCUUCUUGGAGCUUUUUGGACGUGUUUUCAUAGGCUGGAUAAGUGCGUCCCAUUAUGUGCAUUCAUGAGCUGCCGCUUCUUUAUCGGUUUUUAUAUCUUUAGAAGGAAAAGAGAGAAGGAUUGUGGAUGAUGGACAAAAUUCCAAAAACAGUGCAGCUUUCCUUUAAAAGCGCUGUUAAUAUAAUCUAAAUAUAUUUAUUCAUCUUUCUCAUUCAUUUUCAUUUCAGUGGUAUGAUACCCGUGCAACAUUCAAACCACAAACCGCAGGAAAGGCAGCGGAGAAUAAGUCACUGCGAGUCGCACGACGUGUGCAAGCACAGUGGAACCUCAGUCCAAUUUGUUCCAACUUCAACACCAAGUGACAUUUAUUACACUUUGGGGUGUCCCGGGAAAACAAAACCGUAUUGGAGUCGUCCAUCGGUGUAUCACGGGUUUUCAGAAAUGAAUGAAUGAAUGAUGGCUGUUUGGUGCUAGACUACAGUCUAUUCUUAGUCUAAACAGAAGGAAAUACAAGUGAUGUGCAGUAUUGUGGUCACUAGGUGGCAGUAAUGACACAAAACAUUGAGACAUUAGCUUACAUGACAUUACCUUAACAGUGCAUCAAGUCAUGAAGUCAGCCUUGGCAUGUCUUACAUCAUAGAGUGAGAAGAAGUUGUCCUCCCAUUCCAUGUGGAAGUGGUAAGUGAAUGUUUACAAGUGAGCUCAGGAGACGUUACGUGCACCCCUAGUUCAAAGCGCGACAAAGAAGUUGCGGCUUAUACACGGGAAGUGACAGUACAUUGGUUGUUUGGCAAAAUGUCAAAUAUGAAUAUGCGACCUUCACUGGGAAAGGUUUGGACACCCCUGAUUUAAUGCAUAUUUUCUCCAAACAAGUUGAACAGACUUGGUUGGAGAGUUAAAGGGUCCCUGACAUGAUUCUAAAAUAGAUUAUAUAUUGUUUGUAAUUAUGUUCUACAUAGUUCCAUUUUUUAAAGCUGACGGUAAAUAACUGACGUUUGUGGUAGAUGGCGCCCGCCAUGAUGCGCUAGCUCUCGCAGUUCAGCCUCAUUCCAGAAGUGAUGUCAUCGGGGUGACACCUUUCGGCCUAAGCAGAGCAAACAAACGCUUCUUGUGGCAGAAGGUCGACUUGGUUCGGUGUCGCUUUCAUCAAAAUAGUAGUCAUGCCAAAAGGUUGUGUUGCUGCUGGAUGUUCAUCGUGUCCCAGUGAUACUGUAAGUUUGUUUUCUUUUCCGAAAGAGAAAGCUGUAAAACAAAGCAAGUGCAGAGAACGAGAGACAGAUGAACGCCCACCUCGAGUUCUGUUCUUUGCAGUGAUCGUUUCACUGGUGACUGCUAUGAAGGAACACCUUUACAAGAAGCCUUUGGCUGGAAAGUACGCUAUAAACGCAUUUUGAAAAAGGAUGCUAUUCCGCCAGUACACAAAACAAGAAAGAUAGAACACUGUCAAAGUUGCCGCAGAACACAAUACGUUGUGUCUUGUUAACAUUGUAAACACUAUUCCAUGAUAGCGACAAGGCUGUAAAGCAUUAUACAUGUUAUAUCAACAUCUUUUUUCAGCAAUAUGGAUGUUUACUGCGGGGGGCCAGGGCGGCGGCUGUGACGGUGAUGAAAGAUAAAUAAAUCCAUUUAAAUCAUUAAAGACCCCUUUGCUCUCAUUAAGAAGCUGAUUUAAAACCAUAACCGAAAGAUGAGCCACUCCCGAGUCAUUUCCACUUACCAUUCUGUGUUUGGAAGGCGACCAAUCUUCAUCUCUUUGUCUUCAGGCCUAAGUCCAUGUUCUGCAAGUUCUCCAUUUCAUCUCCAAAUGUUUCUACGUCCUUGAAAACUCUUGACACAAUCCUCAAAUCUUGGCUAUAAUCACCGUAAACAUCCUCUGUCUCGUGCACCGCCAUAUUUGUUUACCUGGGUGAUAGUACCCCGAUGGCAUCCCUUCCGGAAAUGAGGCUGAACAGGAGAGCUAGCAUGGGUGGCGCCAUCAAUUAUAAAUGUCAUUUUUGCGAAUUUAUCGUUCGCUUUGAAAAACUGAACAAUGCAGAACAUCAUUCCAAACAAUAUGAAACAUAUUUAAGCCAAGUUGAUGAGUCAUGUGAGCGAGGUUCCACUGUAUGACUUGGCAGGAUGACACCAAAGGUGGACCAUGAAAACACAGCAAGAGUGUGAAGUCGCACGGAUGAUGAUUGCGUCAUCCAGCCUGAACUUUUUGUAUGAUUUGCUACUAAAUUCUGGCGAGGUCAUGCCGUGCGUUGACGCCACCUGGCGUUACGAGAUGAUUUCUUUGUGUUUAAACAUUCAGUGGAAAAUCUACUCCACCCAUUUACACCAUCUUCUUCCCAAGCUGUGUUGAUUUGAAUGUUGCCAAAUCGGGACUUUGUUGUUUUGUUUUUUUCCAAUUGGGAAAACCUUGGCUGUUUUUCCAGCUGGUGCCGUGGGAAUUGUUUGCUUUGAGAUGGUUCUGUCUGAGGAAUCUUCACCUGCCGGAGCGGUUUGCCCUCAGGAACACGCAGACAAUUUCCUUUCAUGCAAAAAUAAAACGUGGAUGUGAAAAUGAACCACGUUUCCUUUCCUUAAUGCCUCGUGCCGUUGGAAAAACCUUUGAGAAAUUGCUUGGGUGUCAUUUAAGGGGGUGUUCUGUUUAGUGGGUCAGCUCGCUGUGUUGAAUGGAAUGCCGGACUUGCGUGUUCAGCAAAGGUAGCCGUCUUUUAAAGCAGCCGUAUCGCCAUGGUAACCAAGUUGACACUCGCGCAUGAACACGCCGCAUGUUGAUGAGCACCGUCGAAGUGCUGUUCAAUUCUGUUUGGAGAAUUUAGGUUUUGUUGAGUCGCAUCUUGAGCACAAAGCCUGGGUGGGUGGAGCCUCUGUUUUCCCAGGACAUGUCUUGUUUUCAGGUCCUGUCCUGUUGUUUUUGUUUCUUUGAAGUGAAAAUGUCCUUGGCUUUUUUUUUUUUUACUUUUCCUGAUUUUUAUGCGACGUAAUCCCCGAGAGGCUGCCGUGUGGGCGACUUUUUUUAAUUGGUAUCGCCAAACAGCAACAGGUACACACACUUAUCACCAUGUGACACACGUCGAGGUGAAAUCUUGUCUAAUUGGGCACAUUUUUCCUGAAGAUACUGGUUACGUCCCAAAAAACAUAUUGGACUUCACGUUCAUGCGUCGUUCGGUUUUUAGAAUCAUUUUCUUGCUGCUUUUUUAAGAUAAGAUAACAUGAGAUAAGCCUUUAUUAGUCCCACUAGGGGAAAUUGCAGCUUUACAGCAGCAAAAACAAAAAGUACGAAAACACAGAAGAGCAGAGAAAGUGCAAAUUCAAGGGUUAUCGCACAGUUUAUUGCACAGUUAUUGUACAGGAUUUUCGGAGCACUUUUUGUUUUGUCUGAGAGCUGCAGGAAGGAAAGACCUGCGACGCCUCUCCUUCACACUCUUUGGAUGUAUCAGCCUGUUACUAAUGGAGCUCCUCCCAAUGGAGGGGGCGGGAGUCUCGGCUGCCCACCUCCCCCACCUGCUCCAGAGGACGUCCCAGGACAGAGCUGGCCUUCUUUAUCAGUUUGUCCAGCCUCUUCCUGUCAGCUGCUGUGAUGCCGCUCCCCCAGCAGACCACA